Perognathus longimembris pacificus (Pacific pocket mouse) is the source of this 936-nucleotide messenger RNA. RefSeq names its product olfactory receptor 5W2-like. Gene Ontology annotation, cellular component: membrane. Gene Ontology annotation, biological process: sensory perception of smell; G protein-coupled receptor signaling pathway. Gene Ontology annotation, molecular function: olfactory receptor activity; G protein-coupled receptor activity; odorant binding. Lineage: Eukaryota; Metazoa; Chordata; Mammalia; Rodentia; Heteromyidae. The transcript has a single exon. The coding region runs from base 4 to 936 and encodes 310 amino acids. The record is from RefSeq and is a predicted model, not a curated record.
AGAAUGAGCACUGGGAAUUGCUCCUCAACAACUGAAUUCAUUCUUUUGGGCAUUACCAAUAACCCUGUAAUCAAAGCGAUUCUCUUCACUACAUUUCUCAUUGUGUAUCUCAUCAGCCUCGUGGCAAAUCUCAGCAUGAUCACCUUAAUCAGAAUGGACGCCCAGCUGCACACACCUAUGUACAUUUUCCUCAGCCACCUCUCUUUCUCUGACCUCUGCUAUUCCACUGCAGUUGGACCCAAGAUGCUGCUGGACUUACUCAGCAAGAAUAAAUCAAUCCCCUUCGCUGGCUGUGCUCUGCAGUUCCUCAUCUUCUGCAUGUUUACAGAUGCGGAGUGCAUGCUGCUGGCAGUGAUGGCUUUUGACCGGUACAAGGCCAUCAGCAACCCCCUGCUCUAUGCUGUGGACAUGUCCAGCAAGCUGCGCUCCCAGCUCUUGGCUGCAGUUUACCUUGUGGGAAUAACAGAUGCUUUGGUGCACACUUCCCUGACAUUCCGCUUAUGUUUCUGUGGGUCCAAUGAGAUUAACCAUUUCUUCUGCGAUGUGCCUCCUCUUCUGUUAAUAUCUUGCUCUGACACACGGGUCAACGAAUUAGCAAUCUUCAUAAUUUUUGGUUUAAUUGAACUGGGCACCAUCUCAGGAGUCCUCAUCUCUUACUGUUAUAUCAUCUUAUCAGUGAUCAAGAUCCGCUCUGCUGAGGGCAGGUUCAAAGCUUUCUCCACCUGCGCCUCCCACUUAACCGCAGUGGCAAUUUUUCAAGGAACCAUGCUUUUCAUGUAUUUCAGGCCGAGUUCUUCCUACUCCCUAGAUCAGGACAAAAUGACCUCUCUGUUUUACACCCUUGUGAUCCCCAUGCUCAACCCUCUCAUCUAUAGCCUAAGGAACAAGGACGUGAAGCAGGCAAUAGAAAAAUUAAAAAAUAAAAUGUGCUUGUAA